Messenger RNA from Cladocopium goreaui, 1269 nucleotides. The record is from the annotation of a GenBank genome assembly. Lineage: Eukaryota; Dinophyceae; Suessiales; Symbiodiniaceae.
AUGGUUAGCGACUGGGUUUUUGCGAAGAUCGACGCACAAGUGGUGAUGCAGCCAGGUUUGCUCACUGAGCUGGAGCAUCGCAUGGUCGAUUGGAAGGCCCAUCGCAGACCUGUGCUGUGGCAGCCAACGGUCCUCCAUACCAUCAACAACAGGCGAGCAUAUGCCGUUGGCUCCGUGUAUGCACAGAUCACCGAGUUCUUUGUCAUCGGCGUCAUCACGCAGCCACUGUUUUCCUUGUUUGUCUAUGGACAAUAUGCUAUGCCCAUGGAACAGUACAUCCGAGCUGGCAUGCAUCAUCCCUCGCUCAUGGCUGAAGACGUGGCCAUCUCCAUUGGGUGUGCUUGGACCAACCGGAAUUUGAUCGUGCAACCCUUGGACCAUUGUGUUGCGAAAGCACCGCCCAUGGGCAACAGCCUCAAUGAGGCCAUUGGGGAAACCCUGGCGCAGGUGACUCGCUUCUUCGUUGGAACGGUCCUGAUACUUCCGUGGAGCUUGUUGCAUGACCCCUCAACGCUGAACUGCUUUAUCUUCCCGUUGAAAAUGCUGUUGGUGAGGCAUUUUGUGUCUAUUGGUCUACCCAUCAUGACCUUCCAGUCGAUGCUCACAGUGGGUUUUGGCCUGGUCAAAAUGCCUAUUGAAGGAGUUGAGCAGGGGCCCAACGGUGUGGUGGCAGUGGCAGCCCCAACUUUCAUCAGCUUCUUUGUCCUGGCUGUGACCUUUGCCACCUUGCAAAACUGCAUGGUCAGUCAAUGGCCCGGCAAAGAGAACCAGUCUGGUUUGAAAGCAAUCCUUUGCCGCAUCCUUUGGCUUCCAGUCUUGCAAAUUUUGAUCUGCCUAGCAGAAUGUCGUGCUUUGCUUCUCUGCAUCGUCUAUGGCUCUGCUGGGCAGCAUGGCCCUCUGCAAUACAAGGUGCGGAAGAAGUUGGGGCUUCAAGCACCGAAAGCGCCGGAAGCUUCCAAGGCGGAGCCUGCCGUGACCCUGCCACACUGGCCGGACGGGCAGGGGGAGCCUGCCGUGACCCUGCCACACUGGCCGGACGGGCAGGGGGUGGUGAGUCUGGAAGUGUGAGUCGGCCUCUGAAACCAGACGUCCACUCAGAUGCUUUCAGCAAUGAUGGUCGAUGGUCUUCACCAGAAGUCAUUUUUAUUGUUUCAUUGCCAUCGGAUGAUCCGCGCUGAUGAAAUCAGAUGUGGCAUCCGUUGGUUUCCUUAUUGUUUAUAACAUUGUCAAUAUAUCAGUAUGCGUACCUGGUUGGCGCGUUGCUGUCAG